AAUGUUUUCCUGCAACCCUUGGUCAUGCAGAAACGCUCAGGGUUGCAGCAGAAACACUCCCCGUCUUUUUUCUUUCCAUAUUUAUAAACGCAUCAUAUCCCAUUUAUAUUAUUUCUGAGGUUAAAGUUCUUUGAGGCCAGUUGCAUGCAUUGUUCGUCUCCAAAAAUGGUUUGCGAGACUAAAAUUGUUGCGGAUGAACACGAUGCCAUACAAGGGACCAAAAAAGAUUCUAUUAUCGUUUCCUCCUCGCAAAUGUGGACUUCUUCCACACCGGCACCGAAUCCGAUCGAGGAAAAUGAUGUGAGGAAAGAUACGGUUUUUAUCCGUGAGUUUGAGCGCACGGACCAUGUGGAAGUGCGCCGCAUCUUUUACGAGGGGAUCAUGGAGAGAAUCCCCAACACCGCAUUCAGAGGCAUAUUACAGCAAAGUCAAACCCAAUUCUUAUAUGUUCUUCUGACACUAAUGUGCUUUGUUGUGAGCAAAUCCCUCACGCUGACCAGCUGUGCGCCGUUCGUUCUCAUGGCCGCGCGCUACUUCUACAGCAGCAAAGUUAUCCACAACUAUCUGGCCUGCGCGCUCCGAACUGACAUGGCGGACAUCGAGGAGUAUUACAUGAAACCCACAGGCUCGUGUUUCUGGGUGGCAGUGCUGGAGGGUCAGGUUGUCGGCAUCGUGGCGGCGCAGGGCCGGGAGGACGAUAACACGGUGGAGCUGCGCCGCAUGUCGGUGGACUCGCGCUUCCGCGGCAAGGGCAUCGCCAAGGUGCUGGGGCGCCGCGUGCUGGAGUUCGCCGUGCACAACAACUACGCCGCCGUUGUCCUGGGAACCACCGCCGUCAAAAUGGCCGCCCACAAGCUGUACGAGUCACUGGGCUUCCGGCGGACGGGCGGGAGCGAGGACUACAUGCUGCCUGGCAUGAGCGGCUCGCCGCUAGAGAGGCUCUUCUUUCAGAUCCGUUACCAGCGUUACCGCCUGCAGCUCCGCGAGGAGUGAGGGGUGAGAGAGGGAGAGAGGGAUGGAAAGAGAGAGCAACGACACCUCCUCCUCGAAGCAGAGCCCCUCGCCCGACGAGCCUCGACCAAGUCCCCGAUCAAUCUUAUACUCCUCUGACAACUUUAUUUUGUAUCAGUUACUUCUUCUUGCUACUUACCACUACUAUGUCAAUUCAUUAUUUCUAAGUCAUUAACUUAUGGGUUUUUGUUUUACAUUUUAGAUUUAGUGUUUUACCCCCCCCCCCCCCGCCUUUGAGUAAAUUAUUUUGUUUUGCCUAUUUUCCCGUCCUUUCCUGUUGUAAGAAAAAAGAAUCCCUAACAUAUAUCACCGUCCCAUGCCUAUUCAAAUGACAUCAUCAAUUGAGUGUUCCCGUUGCUUUUGAUAGAAAUUUGAUUGCAAUCAGUUUUUCGAUCACCAUGACAAAAUCACCCCCCCCCCCUUCCUUCCACCCUCCCUUUACUCAUUAACACUAAAAUCCCCUCCCACCCCCUUCAGAACACCAAUCAGAGGCUUAAUCAGGAGGGUGGCGUGUUCCGUAACAUUCAGAUAGAAAUAUAUCACGUAGAGCAGACAUUGUCCUUUGCCAUGGAAAACAGGCAUUCGUGUCCGCCCUACACAUGGCAUUUCUAUCUGAAUAGUUUCUAUCUCAAACGCACCCUGUCUCUCGUUAGCCCGCCUAAGCCCUCUCCAUUGUCACAACAACGUUUGUGCCCAAAAAGACCUGGACAAAAAGACAAAGUAGGUUGGCAUUUCUCCAGCUCAGCCCAUAUUGAAGCACAGCAAGGGUCAUCAAGUGUACUGUACCAGCCCUGUGGAGAGACAGGAGGAACAGGCAGGACGUGUACUGUGGACACACACUGUGGAUCCUGCAUAGGCAGGAAAACAAACACAAACAGGCUUGCGUCCCAAAUGGCACCCUAUUCCCUAUAUAUUGCACUACUUUUAACAAAGGCCCAUAGGGCUCUAGUCAAAAGUAGUACACGGUGUAAGAAAAAGGGUGUCAUUUUAGAUGCAGACACAGUGCAUUUUCUGUUUCCUAAACCCUCCUGCUUUCUGCUUUCACUAUUUCCUCCAUCUUUGGUCACGUUCUCUUCCCCUCAUUCAACACAGUGUCAGAAUCUAAUUCUAUGAUUCCAUUCCACCUGCAUGGGAACUAUGAAGAGGGUCUCUCUGAUUGGUUGGGAAGACGAGAGGGUAGUUCAGGUCAGGGGUACGUACCCAUGCAGGGUGAAUACUGUGUCAAUGUUAAUCAUAUUACUAAUUUAAUCAUGGGUUUUUCUAAUGAGUAAAUGAUCUAAUCUAAUGAAACAUUGAGUGUUACUGAGUUUUAUGUGUAAUUAUCAAUGGUUUACUAAUUGAAUCAAGAUAAAUUUGAACAUUUAGAAUAUGUUUGGUAUUUGAUUGAGAAAUUCGAGAUUUUGUUAUUAUUAUUCACAACAUUUGAUGGAAGCAUUGCUACUUUGUAGUAUGCACAUUUUAUGGAUACUCCUACAUGUACAUAGUAACCGCAAUCUAGUAUAUAUUUAAACCAGGUAAUUGGGGGAAACUACUUGGGUAGACCUAAUACAUUAUUCAAAAUAUUUGCGGAUUUACAGUACAUAGCUGGCUUAACAAAAUGUAUCUAAGCACAAAUGUUUCAGUUUGAAUUUAGACACAAUACUAUAUCCAAUUUACAGGUAUAUUUAUAUCCUUCUGUGUAUGUAUUAAUGUGUAUACAGUUGGAAUACUCUGUACAGUAUGUAGCUGACAAACCCAAAAGACGUCCCUCUCCCUCCCCUUCAUAAAGAUAACCACUCUCUCCAUUUCCAUCCUCCUAUCAGAGACAGAACCAGCAGAGGGAGAGAUACAACUUCUAUGAGCCCAAGAGUUUGUCAUACUUGUACAAAAAUCAAGAAAUUAAAUGUAAAAAAAAAAGAUCAUAAAAAAAACAUAGAUUUUUUUAAAAAGUCGACAAAAAGAUGUCAUGAAUUGUGCUGAUCCUCCUUGCCUUGACUUCUACUCCCCCUUCUGACCCCCCAUUCAUAAAUCUGACUGCAACCCUGGGCCAGACCCCCCCACCCCUCCCCACUCUUCUACCCACUCCCCACCCCAUCUCUGCAUGCGCCACAGUCUUGCUGCGCUGCUUUUAUUCCCCCCCCCAAAAAAAAAACUGCCCCUAUUGUGAUGUCAUCAAAGCAGUCUGGCCCCUCCCUGCAACAAUGGUGGAGAAUGCAUAGGUGUGUGUGUUAAGUUUGUGUUUGUGUGUGUUGAGUGUCUGGUUGAGUGUUUGUGUGUUGAGCGUGUAUGUGUGUGUGUGUGUGGUUGUGUGUGGAGGUAGGGUAGAUGAAGAGGUGCAUUAAACCCACUCACCGCAGCGCAGCACUGCCUUGAUGACAUCAAGCCUGCCAAUUGUAAAAUGCAAAAGCAAUGCAAGUGUGGCAUGCCUCUGUUCCUGGUGUGUGCGUAUAUACGUACGGUGCCUGCCCUGGAAAAAUAAUCGGAAAACGACAUUUAAAAAAAAAAAGAAAGAUAUUUUUUAGCUGAACAUAUAAACAAAAAUGUGUGUUUCUUUGUCAAGAGAAAAAAACAUUUUUUUUUUUGCAUGAGAUGUGUCUUUGAAUGAAAAUGUCUUAGAGGAUACAUUGUACCACAUGGCAAGCAGUGGAGAUAAAAUGUUUCAUUUUUGUAUUAAGUUGAUAUUAUCAAUGGACUCUUUUUAUCAAGGGAGUGGUGAUAUCAUGCACAGUGAGAAGAAUCCUAUGGAGUUUGUCCCUGGGUCGUUUUGACAAACGUCAAAUAAAGCAGUGAGAUCAUG
This is a messenger RNA of Oncorhynchus mykiss (rainbow trout), 3787 nucleotides long. RefSeq names its product N-acetylaspartate synthetase. Lineage: Eukaryota; Metazoa; Chordata; Actinopteri; Salmoniformes; Salmonidae. Gene Ontology annotation, molecular function: L-aspartate N-acetyltransferase activity. Gene Ontology annotation, cellular component: mitochondrial membrane. The record is from RefSeq and is a predicted model, not a curated record.